AUGCUUGAUGUAGAAACGAACAUGAUCAACGUCGCAUCAAAUGGUGAUCAAUUUGGUGAUGAAAAUAUAAUCGUUGACGAUUCACCAUUUAAAUCUACAUUAAUUUAUGUCUAUUCAGAAAGCGUAUCUGUAGAUCAACUUCAGUUAUAUGGUGCUCAAACUCAUAUGGGUCGUUAUGUUGCACUUGUAAUGGAUAAGUUAUUUACGUUCGAAGAAAUAACGACCAUUACUAAAGAUGAAUUGGUAAAGGAUGAACGAUACUUAAUUAUUAAAGAAGCAGUUCGAUCAAGAUUCAAGCUGAAUCAUGAAAUGUUACGGUCUGAAUGGUCAAUCUUGCAUGAAUGCAUUCUUCAAAAGAGACGCAAUGAAUUGAAAAAAAAAAGAAGUAGUACUGGUAAUGUAACAGUGCAAUCUGCAUCACAAGUAGCACUACACGACGAUUUUGAUGAAUUUAUUAGUUCAUUUGCAAAUUAA
This is a messenger RNA of Adineta steineri, 474 nucleotides long. The record is from the annotation of a GenBank genome assembly. NCBI's taxonomy places the organism in Eukaryota, Metazoa, Rotifera, Eurotatoria, Adinetida, Adinetidae.